UCUGCACUGUGACAGUGGAGCGCAGUUUGACUGGACGAGGGGAGUGCAUCACGAUGUCUAAGCCCAAGCUGUAUUAUUCCAAUGGAAGAGGGAAAAUGGAGUCUGUUCGUUGGCUUUUGGCAGCCGCAGGAGUAGAGUUUGAUGAAGUAUUCAUCGAGACCAGGAAACAGUAUGAGCAGCUGCUGAAAGAUGGAUUUCUGCUGUUCGAACAGGUCCCAAUGGUUGAGGUGGAUGGGAUGAAACUGGUGCAGACCAAUGCAAUCUUGAACUACUUUGCAGCAAAGUACAAUCUCCUUGGAAAGGACAUCCAUGAACGAGCACUGAUUGACAUGUACUCAGAAGGAGCUAAAGAUCUGAUGAUUUUUCUGAUGAAGCACCCCUUCCUUUCGGCUGCAGAGAAGGACAACAACCUCACCCAGAUGGAAACAAAGGCCAAAACCAGAUACUUCCCUGCAUUUGAGAAGAGCAUUAAUCAACAGACAGGAUACAUGGUCGGGAAUCAGCUUACCCUUGCUGAUCUGCAAAUUCUGGAGGUUAUCCUGAUGCUGGAGGAGAAAUUCCCACUCAUUCUGACUGAUUUCCCACAGCUGAAGAAAUUCAAGGAGAAGAUCAGCAAGUUGCCGAGAAUUCAGAAGUUCUUGCAGCCAGGAAGUCCCAGGAAGCCGCCACCAGAUGAUCAUUACGUUAAAAUUGUAAAAGAAAUUCUCCAAUUCUGAAAAGCAAAGUUGUAGAAGUUCAAAGUAAAUUGAUUAUCAGAGUACAUAAAUGCAUACAUUUUAUACAUUUUCUUCCAGGCAUUCACAAUGCAUGCAAAGAAACACAAUAAAAUCACUGAAAAUACACAUAACUAAUACGGACAAACAGGUAGUGUUCAAAAAACAACGAACUGUGGAAAUAAGAAAAAGAAAGUAAGCAAUAAAUAUUAAGAAAAGUUGACAGAUAUUGUGCAGUUUCAACUCCUGUGAGAUCAUUGAAAAUAUAUCAAAUGUGAUUCAUAAUAAUCUAUGUGAAACCCAGGUGAAAUCACUAUAAACUCAUCCAUUUGAAAUCUAAUAAGCACUUUCACUCAUCUGAACAUUAGUUAAUAUCUGAUGAAAGUAUAAUAAUAAUACAGAAAAAGUUUGAUUGUCA
This is a messenger RNA of Hypanus sabinus (Atlantic stingray), 1131 nucleotides long. Its product is annotated as glutathione S-transferase A4-like. The coding region runs from base 54 to 716 and encodes 220 amino acids. Gene Ontology annotation, molecular function: glutathione transferase activity. NCBI's taxonomy places the organism in Eukaryota, Metazoa, Chordata, Chondrichthyes, Myliobatiformes, Dasyatidae. Gene Ontology annotation, biological process: glutathione metabolic process. The record is from RefSeq and is a predicted model, not a curated record. The transcript is spliced from 7 exons.